Molecule: messenger RNA, 1851 nt
Organism: Fusarium venenatum
Lineage: Eukaryota; Fungi; Ascomycota; Sordariomycetes; Hypocreales; Nectriaceae
Source: RefSeq, a predicted model, not a curated record
AUGGACAACGACGGCACAAACAUGGGCUCGACGGGCUUUCAAUUCCAGGCAAACUCAACAUCAAAAUGGGAUAACGAACUCAAGUUUGCUGCAGCUGGCUCGGUCCGCACCUCAAUCAUUGUUCUGGCUGUUUUCAACUUGGUGGUGGCAUUCGUGGUUACUCUCGUCAUACUCUUGAGAUCGUGGAGGACACUAAAACGUGCCGAAUCGUGGGACUUCAAAUCAUCUUGGUUCCGACUUGUCAAGGGACGAGAUAUUUAUCCUUUCGUCCUAUCUAUCGGCAUCGUAACUCAGGGAAUUGUGUAUGCUACUGCUCAAGCCAAGGGACUCGAAUCACUCAUGAUCCUCAAGUCUUUCUUUAUUGCUCCAUUUAUCCAGCUGGUAUUUGGGCUGGAACUGACCAUCCGCGUCACAAAACCAAACAUAUUCCCUUUCCGUGGGCGAUUCAACACCGUGGCCUGUCUCGCGUUCAUUGGUGCCCUUUUGCUCGUAGUGUUUUCAAUCACGUUUGCAAUUCGCCCGUCAGAAUUUUGCUUUGCAAGCCUAGUGUCUUUCCUUCAUCGAUAUGACACCGGAAUCUUCGGGUCUUUGCUCACUAUUAUCAUCCUUGUCAUAGUUGAGUGCGGUAUUAUUUGCUUCAAACUUCAUACCGGAGCCAGGAUGGAUGUCACUGAAAGGGAUGAGGCAUCUCGUAUGGUUUAUUACAUGAUCAUUGCUGUGAUUUCCUACACUCUGCAAAUAACUUUCUAUUACAAUACGUCGUUCCAUGAUCCGGGAGCAGCUGGAGAUGCUUCAAUGCAACUAUCCAUCAUCGGAACAGUUGUGAUGAACAUGUCGGGAUUUUUGCUUGGCUGCUUGUAUCUCUUCCUCCGAUCAAGUAAAUCUCCGACUGGAUGCUCUGAUGACGACUUCGAGGCAUCUCGAAGCUUCAAGAAAUGGACUGAUGACCAGGAUCAAGAACCCGCAACCCCCCUCUCAACGAUGCCCGGAAUGGUUCAUAAGUCUAACAGCAGGGAAGACCUGAUGAUGGACGACAGGGUGGAAGACAAGGUAUUUGGCGCACGCAAGGACUUCCUCAAAGGUGGCUUGAAGCCCCUACGUUUGGGAAGUAUGCGCAACUCGGGCGAUCUACCAACGGCGCCAAAACCUGUACGAACGUCAUCGAAGGAGUCGAUCAAGAACUUCAAGCGAAGCAUGUACAGCAUCUUCCCCAAGCCCGAGCCACCCAAAUCACCCAUCCUAUUACCAACAACAUUCUACAAGGGUCCAGCAUCCAAAGCAGCGCCUGAACCCCCAUCUUUAGCCAAUCUUCUCGCACCACCAGCCCUCCGUCUACCUGAUAGGAGACUCCGAUCUAGUGGCGCUUCAGCUCUCUCCACUGCAACGGUGCAGAUUGGCUUGCGACUCUCCAAUAUUGGUGGUGACAUGAGCCCUACCAAGCCCGAACCCAAACAAGACACAAACCGCGUGGAAGAACUCGACUGUCCCAACAGCACAGUGAGAUUCUUCCCGAGGAAAACAAGUCCACUCGCCAUCGCCAUUGUCGAUGUUCCUGGCGAAGGCACCAGAUACCAGAUUCAAGACAACUUCGAAAAUGACCUCUCUGAAAAAGAACUUCCACCUGUCCCCCUGAGUGCGGGUAUGGUUACACCUCCAGAGACCACUCUCAGCUCGGCUGUGUACAGCCCACAGGAGUCAACACCUGGCUCAUCCUCGCACAAGCCCAAUAAGCCAUCAGUCAGUUCCAGAGCCCACAGCCGGCAAGCCUCAACCAUGGGAGAUUUAGGUAGGUUACAUAGCCGCCAUGGGUCAAGAGCUGAAGCGGAUACGGGGAGAGGGCCAUGGAUUUAA